Aegilops tauschii subsp. strangulata is the source of this 1046-nucleotide messenger RNA. RefSeq names its product alpha carbonic anhydrase 1, chloroplastic-like. Lineage: Eukaryota; Viridiplantae; Streptophyta; Magnoliopsida; Poales; Poaceae. Gene Ontology annotation, molecular function: carbonate dehydratase activity; zinc ion binding. Gene Ontology annotation, biological process: one-carbon metabolic process. The record is from RefSeq and is a predicted model, not a curated record.
AUGGCGUCCCGCCGGGCCGUCCUCGUCUUGGUCGUCGCCGUCGCGGCGGCGGCGUCCGUUGCAGCCGACGAUCCGGACUACAGCUACGUGCCGGGGAACAAGCUGGGCCCGGAGAACUGGGCCAAGCUGAGCCCCAAGUACAGCGCCUGCAACGGCGGCUCCGCGGCGAGGAAGCAGUCCCCCAUCGACAUCGUCACCAAGAACGCCGUCCCCAAGCCCAACCUCGACCCCCUCACCCGCACCUACGUCGCCACCGACGCCACCCUCAUCAACAACGGCAAAGAAAUCUCGAUGACGUUCAACGGCAAGCCUGGCAGCGUGUCCAUCGGCGGCAAGGCCUUCAGCCUCAAGAAGCUCCGGUGGAAGACGCCCUCCGAGCACACCAUCAACGGCCAGAGGCACCCCGUCGAGCUCCAGCUCGUCCACGAGAGCGACGCCGGCUCCGGCGAGCUCGCCAUCAUCGCCAUCCUCUACAAGCUCGGCGCCCCGGACUCCUUCUACUUCCAGCUCAAGCGGAAGCUGGCGGAGCUGGCGGCCGACCGGUGCAGCUACGGCGAGCAGGACGCGCGCGUGGCGGCCGGCCUGGUGCACCUGCGCUCGCUGGAGAAGCGGACGGGGAGCUACUUCCGGUACAUGGGCUCCCUUACGGCGCCGCCGUGCGCCGAGAACGUCUACUGGAACGUCCUGGGCAAGGUGAGGCAGAUGACCAAGGAGCAGAUCGACCUCGUCACCGCGCCGCUGCCGGCCGCCGCCAAGCAGAACGCCCGGCCGGUGCAGCCGCUCAACGGCAGGGUCGUCACCUUCUACAACCCGCCCAACAGCACCAUCUCCUUCGACAUUUGAUCUUACCCCAUUAGAUGGAAUGCUAAUUAACCUAGAAAUUAACGUGUUACUGUAUUCGUGUAUCACCACCAACGUACUGACCAGCUAAUCUCGUUUUUACCUUGUCAUUAUCUCUUCGCUGCAUUACUCAGAUGAAAAUUUGUCAGAAAGAUCUUGGCAUCAUACCUUGUUGUAGUAGUACUAAUUAUAACGAUUAUCUGAAA